GAUACAACCCACCAAGGUUUACGCCCCACCCCCCCUCCAUAGGGCAUUCCGAGCUCGCUACAUCCACAAACGCCCAUUGGCCAGAAGCAGGGCCCCGGUAAAUCCCCUUGCGGGACAGCCAAAAUUACUGAAAGAUUACCUACCGUACGAUGCUCGCACGGCUGCACCUCUUCCCUUUUCCCUAUUCGCCCCCGCUGAUCCCGGGUUCCGUUUCCCUACCAACGGAAACACCGGUGAUAGCUCUGAUAGAGUAUAAAGUAUCUGGAUGCCCCCCCCCCAAAAAAGCUCAAUCUGCAACCUCCGUUUACACCUACUCAAUACAAUUGUUGUCCUUCUCCUUUGUCUUCAGUCUUAGCUCUCCACUUCGUAAAGUCAGAUAUCGCAUCAUAAACAUGCCUGAAUUGUCUGCAGCUCGUUAUGGAAAGGUACUAGUGCAUAGAACGAGUUGCCCUUUGUGCUGGGCAAGUAGCUGAGGAUGGAAACAGGAUAACAUUCGUCUCUACAAAGUUCACCGCGAUGAAGCUAGAGGAACUCAUACUGUCACCGAAAUGACUGUGUGUGUACUUUUGGAGGGAGACAUUCAACCGUCGUAAGCCUCCUAGUCCCACGGAAGCUUCGCGUUCACUCACAAUGCCUCCAGGUACACGGAUGCAGACAAUAGCGUCAUUGUAGCUACAGACUCAAUGAAGAACACUGUUUACUGUGAGUUCCCUGUUCCGAGCUUACCCUUGAGAGCCUCGGUUAACUAACUGCCAGAUUUUCAGUGCUCGCCAAGCAGAACCCAGUAACUCCACCAGAGCUCUUUGCCUCGAUUCUGGCCUCUCACUUUCCCGCAAAAUAUCCCCAUGUUCACGCUGCCCAUGUAAAGGUUAUCGCGCACCGGUGGACGCGUAUGACAAUCGACGGCAAGCCGCACCCGCACUCCUUCCUUCGGGACGGUGCAGAGACUCGCAACGCUGAAGUUGUAUGCAGACGAGGAACGGGUAUUAUCGUGAGGUCGGGAAUUCAGGGAUUGCUGGUUCUCAAAAGUACCGGUUCGGCUUUCCAUAGCUUCAUUCGGGAUGAAUACACCUCUUUGGAUGAAACCUGGGAUCGUAUUUUGAGCACCGAGGUGGAUGCCAACUGGGAAUGGCGUCCGUUCAGGACAUUAAAUGACGUGAAGAGCAAUAUCCCACUUUUCGACAAGGCUUGGGAAUCUGCACGAAAUAUCACUCUUGAAACAUUUGCAAACGAUAACAGCGUGAGCGUCCAGGCUACCAUGUAUAAAAUGGCCAACGAGAUACUUGCCGCCGUUUCAGAGGUGAGCAGAGUUGAUUAUUCUUUGCCGAACAAGCACUACUUUGAGAUCGGUAAGCCAUUUCCCGAGAUAUGCGGUUUGUUGUCACUUGUGGAUUGUCGAACUUACCUGAUGUAAUGUUAGAUAUGGAAUGGCAUAAAGGGCUUAAGAACACCGGUAAGGAUGCCGAGGUGUACGCACCUCAAUCCAGUCCCAAUGGUUUGAUCAAAUGCACAGUCUCUAGAACCAAGACCUCAAAGCUCUAG
This is a messenger RNA of Tuber aestivum (summer truffle), 1542 nucleotides long. The record is from the annotation of a GenBank genome assembly. NCBI's taxonomy places the organism in Eukaryota, Fungi, Ascomycota, Pezizomycetes, Pezizales, Tuberaceae.